Molecule: messenger RNA, 2112 nt
Organism: Ectocarpus siliculosus
Lineage: Eukaryota; Phaeophyceae; Ectocarpales; Ectocarpaceae
Source: the annotation of a GenBank genome assembly
CGCCGUCAAUCCAUAGCGACCUGCCGUCAAUCCAUAGCUCCCGUUCCGGAAGCAGCAUAGUACGAGAGACAAAGGCGGAGAGCGCGCGCGAGAGAGAGCAGGGGCAACCACACCACCAACACACCCAGUACCAUGUCCGAGGAAGCCAAGACGAACGAGGUUGCCGUGUCCAUGCCUAAGGCAGACAUCCACGCCGACACCCAGCAGGAGGUGUCCAAGUUCGACCAGAGCAAGAACCCUAUCCCGAAGGUUGUACCUCCCCGUGGGUCCAAGGAUGCUCGCUCGUUCCGGCCGUCUACCCUGGCGGAGAUCAACAUGAUGAACCGCUACGAGCCGCUGGAGCUCAAGUGCGGCGGCAAGACGUUCGGCAUCGGCUGCGGGAACUCGCUGGAGGACGUGCUGCUCAUCAUGGGGUGCAUCCUCGCGCUCUGGUCGUUCGUGCUCGGAGUGUCCGGGCUGCUGCUCAAGUCGGCGAUCGACACAGACCUGCGCCAUACCGCACUCUGGGUGUACUUCUGGCUGUUCAUCCUCGGCUGCUUUUUGCUGGGCGGCAUGAUCGCCACGGGGCAGGUGGAGCGCUUCCGCAGCGAGCGGGCGGCGGCCGAGAAGCAGCACGACGAUGACGCGGCGGCGGCGAUGUCCGCCUAAACCAAGUAAAGAACAUUUAGGAUAGUACGUGUGGAACAACACACACACAGAGGGCGGGCGGGGGAGGAUGCGGCGAUUGGGCGAGGAGGAGCAAACACACGGACGGUGCUGAAUGUAAAUUUUCGCAGCUCCUGGCGGGGGAGACGCAAGAUUCGAACGGCUCUUGUUGGAUCCCCGCUUCGAGCUUCAACUUUGUUUUUAUUUUUGUUGGUUUUGUAUUUGCGGUGAAAACGCGUGCUCCUUCCUCUCUUUGGCUGCCCCCCGUCCCCCUUUUUGCGGCGCAUACCUACGGGCACAGUUGUCGUGUGCGGUGGUCGGGUUCUCUCCGUUGGGGGAUAUUUGAUUACUUUGAGCGCGAGGAAAGAGGAAGAACAGGAACAAGCUUCGGAGUUGGCACGAGGUUGGGUGGCAUGCACGGGAAGGUAUCGGCCGCCGCGGCCGCCGCCGCCGCGGCCGCCGUCGCCAGCCGCAGCAAAGCAGCGAGAGUGGGGCCGCGGGGGUAGGCGUGGGGGCGGUGGGGGGCAGUCAGUGCAUUGAUAUUUAUCCCUGGGCGCCGCAUUGACAUUUUUUUCCCAAUUCCGACUCGAUCUAUGGACACCUCUUGGGCUUUCUUUUCUGUAUUAAGAAGUCGGGCGUAUGCGUACGCGUGUCUUGUUGAGGUUGGACAUGAUGGGGUAAGAAAACACGCAAUAGCUCCGCGCCGUUCGCGCUGAGGGUAGGGCAGCCAGGAAUUGAUUUGUAGGUAGGGGUUUAAGAUUCUGCGAAUGAUAACGCUCGUUCUGUCCAGGGUUUUAAGGAGUUGUAAAGGGAGGCCAACAACUGUGCUUUAGCCGUUAGAAGGCUUACUUUCGGCUUCUCUUCCUCUGUUAUGCGUUCGGUUUUAUUGUCGCAUCACCGGCGAUAGGCAAGGUGAAAACUAGAAGGCGGCGGCCGCGCUGUAUUGUUGUAUCGUCGCUGGUUGCGAGGCAGAACGCAUGUUUUAACCAGGACGAGCUGCAGUUCCAGGCGAGGAAAGAGAGACAUUUUUUCGGUCGGGCCUCGGCUUGUAAAAUGUACGGCGGUGGGCCAAAAAGCCGUUUUUCCAAAGCAAAACGGCACCAACAGUGCGGUGCGGUGGAUGCCGUGGUAUUGCGGUUUUCCGUAGGACUCAUUUCAACGGACUCGUCGGGCUUUUGUGUGUCCUUCGGCAUCUGACUUGCGGUUGAAGGCAUAAUCACCCCAUCUGUGCUACAUACGAAAGCGCGGCAAAUCUCGUCAUAUUGCCUAGUUAGUUAGUGUCUUUUCGGGCACUCCACGAUCUUGCAUGGCACGAACUGUGUUGAAGUGAUUUUCCCUUGUCCUUGUCAAGGGGGCGCGCUCUAGAUGGCUACGCGUGAUGCCGGUUUUUCAACGCAGAGGGCCGUUCCCUUGUGUACUGUAGUCAACAGGUGUUCUGGGACUUGAAGGCACCACGAACGAAACUUG